Messenger RNA from Uranotaenia lowii, 3981 nucleotides. RefSeq lists its product as uncharacterized. The record is from RefSeq and is a predicted model, not a curated record. The transcript has 2 exons. Bases 1 to 3981 code for a protein of 1326 amino acids. NCBI's taxonomy places the organism in Eukaryota, Metazoa, Arthropoda, Insecta, Diptera, Culicidae.
AUGAGUUCCUCUACCAAGCAACAAGUUACCUCUCUCACCCGGUCCCUCUCCUCCAUCGAAACGCAAUUGAAAAAGAUGCUUUUGGUCGUUGAAAAUUUCGAUGUGGCGACCGGUGAAAAAAUUCGCUUGGAAGACAUUCUUGAAUCUUCUAUUGAACUCUACGACAAUUUUCGGUCCGAUCAAUUGAAACUUUUUGGUCUAGUUAAAGAAGAAGAAGUGCCAGAUAUUGAGAUGCAAGGUGAAACCAUCCACGAUAUUGUUCGUGAAGUGCAAAUUCAAGUUAAGAAGAAGCUUUUGCACUAUAAAGAAGAUGAAAAAAAGCCACUUAUUGUUCCUUCUUCUUCCGAAACCCCCAAUAAAAGCACAAUAAAAUUGCCUGAAAUUCCCCUUCCACUUUUCGACGGUAAUUGCGAGAACUGGCUUUACUUCAAGGAUCAGUUCACCAGUUUGAUUAAACGCAACGAUCAUUUAAACGAUUUUCAAAGGCUGUACUAUCUCCGUUCGUCCCUCCGCGAUGAGGCGCGUGCCAUUGAAUCAAAAGAAGAGUCCUUUCAAUCCCUUUGGAAAGCCCUGAUGGAUCGCUACCAAAACGAAAAAUUGUUAGUCGAAAAACAUAUCUCUGAAUUAUUCCGCAUCAGAUCGAUUGAUUACGAAUCCUCCUUGGCACUGCGCGAGCUUUUGAAUGGAGUGCUGAAGCAUAUUCGAGCCCUUGCUGCUUUAGGCUUCUCCCUUGAUAAAACGUCGGAUGUCUUUUUGGUUCACCUGGUAACCAGUCGUUUGGAUCGUGAAACUCGUAAGGCCUUUGAGAUGCAACAAACAGACUCGACUUACCCCAGCUGGACAGCUUUAAUUACAUUCCUCCAAGACAGGUGCAGAAUUUUGGAAAGUCUUGAGUGUGGAAAGGCGUCAGCUGGUGAAAGAAAUCCUCGUCCCCAAGUCUCGCAAGCUCAAAGGUUGCGGCAUACAUCUCGUGGUCCUGUGUCAAAUGCUGCUAUGAGCCUAGAACCAAAGCGGAACAAAUGUUUUCUCUGCAGUGGAAGUCAUUUUUUGAGCGAAUGGUUCAAGUUUCGAGGCUUUUCCGUCCCUGAACGUAUACGCAAGGUGAAAGAACUUCGUUUGUGCAUCAACUGUCUGAGAAAUAAGCAUUUUUUGGCAGACUGCCCUAGCUCCUCUUGUCGGCGAUGCUCGGACAGACAUCACACAUUGCUGCACCUUGAAUUCUCCCAACCGAAACCCGAUAUGAAAUAUGAUUCCAACUCUCGUGGUCGCGAUAAUCAGCCGAAACCUCCUAAUCCUGAUGGUCAAAAUUACCGGUCUGCCCCAACCUCGUCUGGUCAAACAAAUCGUUCAGUUCAGAGUACCCAGAACUCGUCGUCCAACCCCUCAUUGACUCAUGCAACCGUGACAUCCAAACAGGUUUUGCUUUACACUGCAACCGUCGUGAUUGAAAAUUCUUACGGCGAACGGUUUGACUGUCGUGCCUUGUUAGAUGGUGCAUCUAUGGCCAACAUCAUCACUAAAGACUGCGCCAAAAAGCUGAGCUUGAAGUCUAGAUCAACUAACAUGGAACUAAGUGGAGUGUGUCACCAACAUUCAAAAAUUCGUCGUAUUGUGCGAGCCUUUGUUAUGUCCAGGCACUGUGACUACGCAACAUUUAUCGAGUUCCUUGAAGCAGACAACGUCACUGCGAAUCUUCCUCUACAACCCUUUGAAACGUCUUCUUGGAAAUUACCUGACGGUGUGAUUCCCUCUGACCCCUCUUUCAACAUACCAGGGCGAAUCGACAUGCUUCUCGGUAUGGAAUUGUACUGGGAAAUAUUUUCUGGAAGGCAAGAGUUUAUGGACGGAAAGUUUUCGUUCCAUGAAACCAAGUUCGGCUGGGUAGUUGGUGGAAUAAUUGAGCGACAGGGCGAGUUCACCGAAACUGAUGAUUGUUUCUGCAACGUUAUGACAAAUGAAGAGUUGCAUGAAAAACUUAAAAGAUUUUGGGAAGUUGAGGAACUCCAACCAUCAGAAGCAGUCUCUGAGGAAGCAUUAGGCGAAACUCAUUUUUGUGACACGGUCGAAAGAACAGCUGAUGCUCACCAAAGAUUUCUUGCUAUGGAAUAUCGCCUUCUCAAGAACCCCACAUUGUAUGAUGACUACAAAGCGUUUAUGGCCGAAUAUUUAUCCAUGGGCCAUAUGAUAAAAAUCGGAACUAUCGAUACAGUGGUUGACGGUCCAGACCAGUACUUCCUUCCCCACCACCCUGUCCUCCGACCAUCUAGUAGCACCACCAAAUUACGUGUCGUUUUCAAUGCGUCCUCAAAAACUGCGAACGGUCAGUCACUGAAUGAUAAUCUUUUGGUCGGCCCAACCAUUCAACAGAAUUCGGCAGAUAUUAUUUUGAGGUUUCGAAAACAUCGAGUCGCUAUGUCAGCUGAUAUUUCAAAAAUGUACCAAAUGAUAAAGAUGCACCAAGAUGAUCAACGGUUUCAAAAAAUUCUGUGGCGAUCGAGUCCUGAUAGUGAAAUAUCUGUGUAUCAGUUGACAACCCUCACGUACGGCACGGCCUGUGCUCCCUUCAGCGCUACUAGAUGUCUUCUACAACUCUGCCAAGACGAGAAAGAUCGUUUUCCUUAUGCUGCGGCUCGUGGUACUACUGACUUCUACAUGGACGAUGCAUUGACCGGUGCGGACAGCACAGACGAAGCAAGGACUCUACAAACUGAACUAAUCGAAAUGUGUUGUUCCGGAGGGAUGGUUCUGCAUAAAUGGUGCUCCAACGAUAGCACAAUCCUGGAUGCUGUUCCCAGCGAACAUCAAGAACAAAAGGUAAUUUUCUCGAACGACAAAUCAACAAAGACACUUGGGCUAACCUGGCAGCCUAACACUGAUCUCUUUGUCCUUGAUUUCUCAUCCAUCGAAUUCAAGACUUGCGGAUGUACGAAGCGUGAAAUUCUGUCAGACGUGGCAAAGCUGUAUGACCCGAUCGGACUGAUCGGCCCUGUGAUUCUGACAGCCAAGUUGAUUGUUCAGGAGGCAUGGAAAAGCGGAUAUGGCUGGGACGACGUUGUAGACGAAGGGUUGAAAAACAAGUGGCUAAAAUUUCGCUCUCAAAUCCAACAAGUAGACCAAAUCAAAGUCCCAAGGUGUGUGCUCCCUAACAACCAAUUGAAGUCCAUCGAACUACAUGGCUUCUCCGACGCUUCGAAAUCAGGCUACGGAGCCUGCGCGUACGUAAGAUCGGUCGAUUGCGAAGAUAAAGUGUCGGUUCAGCUCCUUUGCUCAAAAUCGCGUAUAGCUCCAAUUAGUAAAACAGAGGAGGAACAGUUAACUAUUCCAAGACUCGAGUUAUGCGGCGCUCAUGUUUUAGCUCAAAUCAUUGAAAAUGUGAAACGAUCCUUUGAAAUUACCUUUGACCAAAUAAUUCUUUGGAGUGAUUCCAUGGUAGUAUUAACUUGGAUCCGAACACCAUCUACUAAGCUCAAAACAUAUGUUUCUAACCGAGUAGAUUACAUCCAAAAAACGACCAGUCCAGCUUUGUGGCAGCACAUUGGCACGAAGGAGAACCCAGCCGAUGCCCUGUCACGAGGACUCAUGCCGAACGAGAUUGUUGACUUCGAUAAAUGGUGGCACGGGCCGUGCUUCCUGCAGAACAUCGAGGCAACAUGGUUAUCUGACGACAAGCCAAACAUCGAAAUCGAGGACAUCCCAGAACUGAAGGCACUGGUAAGCGUGGUCAACGAGCGGUUCAGCAUCUUCGAAAAUAUUGGCAGCUUCGAAUCGAUGCUACGCACGAUGGUCCAGAUGCUGCGAUUCAUCAGAAAAAAGCCGAAACAACCCUGCACAUUUCGGACGAAUGUGUAUCACGUGCUGGAACUCAACGAUGCUUUGGUAAAAUUGGUGAAGCUAGUUCAAGAAGAAGUCGACGGUGCUGGCGCGGAUCGAGGGGGCCCUCAACUCGCGUCCAUUGUGUCCUCAAUCAACCGAUCCGGGUGA